Impatiens glandulifera is the source of this 1808-nucleotide messenger RNA. RefSeq names its product cyclin-dependent kinase D-1-like. The transcript has 7 exons. Gene Ontology annotation, cellular component: nucleus; transcription factor TFIIK complex; cytoplasm. Gene Ontology annotation, molecular function: ATP binding; RNA polymerase II CTD heptapeptide repeat kinase activity; cyclin-dependent protein serine/threonine kinase activity. Bases 162 to 1376 code for a protein of 404 amino acids. The record is from RefSeq and is a predicted model, not a curated record. Lineage: Eukaryota; Viridiplantae; Streptophyta; Magnoliopsida; Ericales; Balsaminaceae. Gene Ontology annotation, biological process: protein phosphorylation; positive regulation of transcription by RNA polymerase II.
AUCUUACAAUGGAUCAAUUCCUAACGGAAGUUGCCAGAAUCAGCUCUUAGUUGAAGAUACAAUCUAGGAAUUCAACAAGUUUGUGAAGUAAGUAUAAUCGUUAAAGUGAAAGAGAGGAUCUAUCUAUCUAUCUAUCUAUCUAUCCAUCCGAAGUUGUAUCAAUGGUAGAAUCCGAUUACAAGUUGUCAAAGAAAGUAGCAGAUCGGUAUCUAAAGCGCGAGAUUCUUGGCGAAGGAACUUAUGGCGUCGUUUACAAGGCUAUCGACACCAAGACAGGAAAUAUAGUUGCUAUUAAGAAAAUCCGACUUGGGAAGCAGAAGGAAGGGGUGAAUGUUACAGCUCUGAGAGAAAUCAAAUUGCUUAAGGAAAUGAAAGAUCCAUACAUAAUUGAACUGAGUGAUGCAUUCCCUUAUAAGGAAAACUUGCACCUUGUGUUUGAGUUUAUGGAAACGGAUCUAGAAGCUGUUAUCCAUGAUAAAAAUAUUGUUCUUUCACCAGCAGAUAUAAAAUCAUAUAUUCAGAUGACACUGAAGGGUCUUGCUUUCUGCCACAAGAAAUGGGUCUUGCAUAGGGAUAUGAAACCAAACAAUUUAUUAAUAGGACCCAAUGGACAACUAAAGUUGGCAGAUUUUGGCUUAGCUCGUCUUUAUGGAAGUCCUGAUCGUAAACUCACUCACCAGGUCUUUGCUCGAUGGUAUAGGGCACCUGAGUUGUUGUUUGGUGCCAAGGCUUAUGGUCCUGCAGUUGAUAUUUGGGCUGCAGCUUGUAUAUUUGCUGAACUCCUCCUACGGAAACCCUUGCUACAGGGUAAAAGCGAUAUGGAUCAACUGGGAAAGAUAUUUGCUGCUUUUGGGACUCCAAAGUCCUCUCAAUGGCCUGAUAUGCAAUAUCUUCCGGAUUAUGUGGAAUAUCAAUAUGUUCCUGGAAAACCUCUACGGCAGUUGUUUCCUAUGGCUAGUGAUGAUGCAUUGGAUCUAUUGUCGAAGAUGUUUAUGUAUGAUCCCAAAGGUAGAAUCACUGCUCAGCAAGCCUUGGAGCACAGGUACUUUUCAUCUGGACCACCACCUACUGAACCAAUUAUGCUUCCAAGGCCACCUCUGAAAAAGGAUUCCCGGAACUCAAUGAUUUCAGACAAUAAUCAAGCUGAUGGUCCUACUAUUCUUCUGUCUCCUCCAAGAAAGUCAAGAAGAGUUAUGUCACACCGUGUAGCGCACGAAGGAAAUGUACAUCAAAUAGCUGGUGAGAGGACGACUGAACAUGAACAUCAACCAAUGUCAGUUGAUUCCGUUAUAUUUGGAUCAGGAACCCCGGUUAGGCCAAGAAUAACCAGUGCUGACAGAACACAUCUGAAGAGAAAGUUAGAUCUGGAAUUUUAACUGCAUGAAGAAUAACCCGAGUUUCUAGCUGUCCAUCAAAAACCCUAAUCUUUACUCUCGGUGGAAAACUCCAACGAUCGUGUGAAUUUUGAGGGAAUGAAUUGGUUGACAGCAACUAGUAAAAUCGUUACUUGAUAAUUCUUUGGGAAUGCAGCCAUUUAUUGGAGGGCCACAUAAAAAUGCUGGCUUUCAAUUGAUUUUUCGUGAAGAAGAUAAUAAUGACUACAAAGUUGAUUUUUUUUUUUAUUCUUGAGAAAGAUUUAGAUAUUUGGUAUAUUGGGAUUUUUAUUUUUGGUCUUAUAAUUUUUUUUAACUUGAACUGAGAUGAUGACAAAAAGGGUGGGAUGUAGUUGCAACAAUUUUUUAGUUAGUUAGUUAAUAACAUUUGGUGUUAUUAUGGUAGUUGAUAUUCAUGGGAAUUUUUCUAAUUCA